Molecule: messenger RNA, 558 nt
Organism: Cinara cedri
Lineage: Eukaryota; Metazoa; Arthropoda; Insecta; Hemiptera; Aphididae
Source: the annotation of a GenBank genome assembly
AUGAAAAUUAUAUCAGGAUGUGUCAAAUCAACUAAGUUAGAAUGGCUACCAGUGCUCUCACACAUAGCCCUCCCAGAAGUGCAUAGACACUCAGCAGAGCUAAAGAUGAUUGAGAAAAUACAAAACUCUCCGAGCCUUCCAAUAUACGAUGACUUCUAUAACGCACCAAACAAAAGACUGAAAUCUAGAAAUCCUAUAUGGACGUUAAAAAGGAGGAUAAUCACAGAAGGGGACUUAUGGAAGUUACAUUGGAAGGACGGAGAAGUACUGAAUAACCACUUCAUAAGUAAUCCAACACAACUAGUUCCAGGUUUCGUUUUUCCCCGUGCAGCAUGGACUGCGUUAAACCGCGUAAGAACUGGACAGGGAAGAUGCAAUUAUUUGAUGCACAAAUGGAGUAUGGUGGACUCUCCAUUCUGUAACUGUGGCCAAAUCCAAACUAUUAGGCACAUUGUUGAGAAAUGCUCGGAAACAAAGUUUAGUGGAGGAACAUCAGGUCUUCGCAAUGGAGACAAGGAAGCGCUAGAUUGGCUAUGUAAUCUUGCCACACGCUUAUAA